This is a messenger RNA of Drosophila sulfurigaster albostrigata, 2451 nucleotides long. Its product is annotated as pentatricopeptide repeat-containing protein 1, mitochondrial. Gene Ontology annotation, molecular function: protein binding. The coding region runs from base 101 to 2269 and encodes 722 amino acids. The record is from RefSeq and is a predicted model, not a curated record. The transcript has 2 exons. NCBI's taxonomy places the organism in Eukaryota, Metazoa, Arthropoda, Insecta, Diptera, Drosophilidae.
GAGGGUGAAUGACAGCUAUUCUAGUUUACCAACGGCUUUUUGUUGACGGCGGUCUCUUGUUCAAUUACAUAAAAAUAGGGGAAAAUUACAGAAAAUAAUAAUGGCAUUGCGUUUCUUAAGCUUUGCUCUAAUCACAAACACACGACGCAUUGUCCAAGCUAGACAAUCUGUGCACUAUGGGCGUUUCAACGGCGCGUUCAACACAAAAAAUGUGGCCGCUCUUACAAGACAGCUGCACGUGCGUAUUUCAGACCAGGAUGCGGGACUAGAGAACAAACGGGCUGCCAAUAGGCACACAAAUCCCUUUCACGAUCAAACAGAAGAAGAACUCAUAGAGCCAUCGCAUCAGAGGAAAACUGUGAGAGGGAAUAGGCCAACCAAACGAGCUGCCAAUAGGCACACAAAUCCUUUUCACGAGGAAAUAGUAGAAGAGGAGAGGCCAUCACAACAAAGCAAACCUGUCAAAGUGAAAAAGCCCGAUUUUGGUGAUUCGGAAGUGUUUGGCGAUGCCAAGCUGGGGACAGAUGAUACUCCACUUGAUGCCGGCGACCAGCAGGAAGAGGAGUUCGUAAGCAGACCCACAAGACAUACACGUAAGCUACGUACCAAUGAGUACGUACGCCUCAUCAAGGAACAUUUGAUCAAACAGCGCAUCAAUGAAGCCAUCCACGUUUUGGAGGUGAAAAUGCUUCGCGAAGAUCGCGUCAAACCAGAAAGCUACAUCUACAAUCUGUUGAUUAGCGGCUGUGCCAAGGCGGGGUAUACACGCAAGGCGUUCAACCUCUAUACGAAGAUGCGACAACGUGGUCUUAAAGUCACCGGUGGCACCUACACAUCGCUCUUUAAUGCCUGCGCCAAUGCUCCUACUCCAGCUGAUGGUUUAGCCAAGGCGCAGCAGUUGCGUGACAAUAUGCUAGAGAAGGGUUACGAGCCCAAUGUGAUGAAUUACAAUGCCAUGAUCAAGGCCUAUGGUCGCUGUGGAAGCGUGGAAACCGCUUACAUGCUGGCCGAUGAAAUGCUGGAGCGGCAACUUCCCUUAACCGCGAGCUCUUUUAACUUCCUGCUGCAGGCAUGUGCUGGCAAUGAGCAACUAGGAUUUCGCUAUGCACUACUCACAUGGCACAAGAUGAUUCAACUGCGCAUUGAACCCGAUUACUAUAGCUUUAAUACGAUGCUACGCUGUGUGCGGGAUUGUGGAUUCGGUGAACUGGAGUCCAUGGAGCAAGUCUUGGCAGCGAUUGCUGCAAGUGGAGAGCCCAAGAAGACAGCAAUAACUGCUAAGGAGCAGUCUAAUAGCUUAAGCAUCGCAACCAAUUCAACUGCGGUUACUCCGACUACAUCAUCAGAGGAAGUGGCUAUGGAAUUGCCAAAUCUUCUGCUGCCAGGCGGACAAUUGGACAAUUUAGUUGCGUUGAAUGAAGUCACACGUCCCCAUGAACGUUUUCUGCUGCUCGGCGGUCUUACCGGGUACCUGGAUCUUAUGCUGGCACAUAAAGUAACGCCGGACAUCAAGAGCUUUACCACAAUGCUAGAGGUGAUACCACCAACAAAUGCCGCCGAGAAGCAACUGUUGAGUUUUGUGCGCAAAAUUGGCCUCAAGGCUGAUAUUGAUUUCUUUAACAUACUCAUCAAAAAACGCUCGAUGCGCUUCGACUAUGAAAGUGCACGCGAAGUGCUGACAAUGAUACGCACCACGGGAUUGCGGCCGGAUAUUGUCACCUAUGGUGUCUUGGCGCUGGGCUGUCGCACCCAGGAGCAAGCUCGGGAGUUGCUGCAGCAAAUGCAAGCAGCCGACAUACGCAUGAAUAUCGCCAUAUUGGGGGCCAUGUUGCGACAAGGUUGUGCACAGAAAUCCUUCACUUAUAUCAAUGAAAUCAUGCAGCUAAGUUUGGAGGAGGCCAUCAAGCCGAAUGAACCUUUCCUACGGCAUUUAUUCAAUUUUCACAGAGGUUGCGCACGAGCCAUUGAUGCCAGGCAUCCGUCAACCAAAACAACUGCUUUCAAGAAAGGACAUUCGAAAUUCUGUGAUAAAUAUCGACUGUUUUUGGAGGAGCAUGGUCUUACCGGUCUAAAGCUCGAGGAUGCAGUCAAUAAACUGAAAGAACGACCCUAUGCACAGUACAAGGAAACACCUGUUGAGGGCAUAGAGCCAACUAAACACGAGGAAGUGAAGCGCAAAACCAAAGUGCGGAAGUACAUUAAGAAAAUCAAAAUAGCCGAGCUAAGAGAUGAUCCAAGUGAAGCAAGUUUCACGAAAAGACUAGAAUAAGCAAUAUUGAAGAGUUUAUAAUCUUGAAUUAAAAUAUUUAUUAUGUUAAGCACACGUUUUCAAUUGUUUAUAGUUCAUGGAUAUAUCAAAAAUAUCAACGUAGCUCAGCUUAAAGAGGAUGAUUGUUGUAAAUCGCAGUCUGAAAAUGAUUUCCUUCGAACAUAUUGAAUAACGAUUAUUGA